This is a messenger RNA of Rotaria sordida, 4989 nucleotides long. Lineage: Eukaryota; Metazoa; Rotifera; Eurotatoria; Philodinida; Philodinidae. The record is from the annotation of a GenBank genome assembly.
AUGUGUGCGUUCUAUCUAGGUGCUGGGCAUAAUCCAAAUCGAUACACGGGCAAUAUAGAUGUUGCGAUAAUCGAUUUCGAUGGUGAACAAGCUGGUAAGUGCUUUCUCGAUGCUUUUCGAACUACAUCACCUGGAAAUCGGACUCUUCACUGGCGAUACAAGUAUCCGGAUGAGUAUGGCAAUAGUGUGAAUACGACUCAACAAUCUGUCAAUGAUGGAGAAGUGUGGGCCGUCGUAGUACUUCAACCAAAUACCACAUCAACUAUUAAUAAGUCUUUAUCUGCUCUGAUCAAUUCUACAACAUUGGUGACCUAUCCACUUGUUAACACAUUUCCUGUGCUUGUUAUCUAUGAUGAAGGACGAAAUCCAUUUACUCAAAAUAUUUUUGUAUUACCACCUAUUCGUGCAGCUAUUGCAACAGCCAACAAUCUGUAUAGUCAAACACUUCGUACAACAAUCAUUUCCAACUUAUCCUCCACAUCUAGCUCAAGUACUAAUCGAACAUUGCAAUUACAAAACACGUUACGUCUUCGAUCUCUCCUUGUCAAUCCACUCGCUAUAGAAUAUAAUAACCUUCAUCGGGCUCUUCCUUACGUAGGUCAAUUUGCUACAACUAUUGGCUACAUUUAUUUAUUUUUGGUUACGACAAUUAUGGUUGGGUCAACCAUUGGUAUCUUAAUGCCAUUCAUUGGUAAAAUUCAUUACGUCGAUCUGAUCUUGUGUCACGUCUUGAAUAAGGUCAAAGUUUUAGAUGUUCUUGUCGAUUAUGCACUUGCAGAAUCAACAAAUGAUAGCGAACCGAUCGAUGUUAAAAUUGUGUUUAUCGAACACACUGUAAAAUUAUUAGUCGAUGAUCCACUACCAUCAUUGACUGAUCUUGUACGUAUUUUGCGGCGUAUUCUCGAUACAAAUAAUAUAUUUCAUAAAUGGCAUCUAGCCUGUAUUAAAACUUUCUAUUAUAAAUUUAAACUUGGUGAACGUUUAUCAUCGACAAAAUCGAUCGAUUUGAUUGAAUCAAUUUUUCAAAGUUUUCAAAAACAUUCAUUUUUAAAUGGAGAAACAGAUAAACAGACACAAGAAAAAUGGAAAGAAUUUUUAUCUAGACAAAUGUUCUCAUCAUUGUCAAUGGAUACAAAUGUAUUAAGUCGUGAAGAAACAAUGCUGACGAUGCGACCUGCCUAUCAACAAUUUUUCAAGUAUGCUGCUCGUAUGUCUCAUCAAUCACAAGUAUGGUCAGGUGUUGUAUCAACAUUGACACGAACAUUACCAACAUUAUUUGAUGAGUAUUCAAAUGCAAGUGAUGCACAAGCUGAUCUAGUAGAAUGUGUCAAACAACCGAUUUCCAGUGACUUUCUUGAUUUGCUUGUUAAAUCCUAUAAGAAAAAUGCUCAUCUAUUCAAAAUGAAUUCAUCGGAAUUUUCGACUGUGAUUGAAAAACUUCUAUUAUUUGAUCAGAUCGAGAAAGCUUACAAUUUUAUCGAUAGUGUAAUCAUUGUUCAUAUCGAUUCGGCAAUGGAUAUCAUGGAUUCUUUAAUUCGUAUGUUUAUACGUACAUGUCCAAUAGUAAAUAUCAAUAGUCGAAAUGAAUUAUGUAAACGAGUUAUAUCAUCUUUAGUUUAUAAAUUGGGUAGGGUCAAAUGUAACAAAAAAUUUGCACCACUCUUUUUUGAUUUUGUUCUUAUCAUACUUGAUUUAUGUGUACUGGAAGCACCUCAAUGUGCUUGGCGUUUACUUGAAAAAGCUGACUUUUAUCCAUGGAAAGAAUUAGCACCAAAAUUCAAAGAUUUCGUUCGAUUAUGUGCUGCCUAUGAUAAAUUAAAUGAAACAAAUUAUUUUAGCGAUCUUGAUACACUUGAAAAUAUUCUUCGAUUAGCUGUCGAUAGAGCUAAAGUUAAUAACAUCAUUUUUCGAUCAACACAUGAUGAAGCUUUAAAAGCUAUACUUCGUUGGUCAGCAGCACCGACCGAAAAUAGUAGUAAAAAGUCAUGGGAUACACAUGUUUAUAGAAUGGGACGACCGAUGGCAGAACUUAUCGAUCAAAAACAAGUUACUAUGGAAAUUUGUUCUCAAUUUAUUAAAGUACUCGAACAAAGAGUUAUCGAUAAUGAGGAUGAUGAUAGUAAAGAAACAACAAGUCCAAUGAUGGCAUCAUUCUUCAUUAGUUUGGCAACACAAUUAGGAAAGUAUAUUGAAAUUCUUAAAAAUUUUCCACAAGAAAUUCAUCGUCAAUUGGCUUCAUUGAUUCUAACUGCACUUAAACGUCCAUAUCAAAAUGAAAAUGGACAAAUGUCACUCGAACAUAUAAUAGCAAUGAAUCUCUGGUUUAAAAUUGCACAAUGUCUAAAGGAUGAAGCUGAUGUUCGUCUUUAUGAAUCAUGUAUAAAAGAAAUACAUUCAUUGGCAUGUGAUAAUGAUGAAAAAACAUUUUUUGAUUGGUGGAAUGCAUUUUGGUUUAUUGUCGGUAUGAAAAUACCUGAUGCAGCUGCUGAUUAUGUUGAAGAUUUUCUAAACGAUUUACUUGAUCGAAAACAAAUUAAUAUGAUUAGUCUAUUGCCAACAUUUUAUCCUAAACGUCCAGAUCCGUACCAUGCUCGACUAGAUGAAUUAAUCAAUAGCAUGUUUUCUGGUGAUAUAGGACAUGUAUCAUCACUAGGAAAUCUCUUUUACGUCAUUGCUAAAGAACAUCCUGAAUUGAUUACAGAGGAUCAUGUCAAUAAUAUAUUCGGUUCACUCAAUGAUCAUAAAGGUACUUCACAAGAACUUUAUCUUAUUUUUCAAGGACUCGGCGUUGUGGCAAAUGCACAACCUCAUCUAUUUCAUAAACAUUAUACUACACUUUUACGUUUUAUUGUUGAACUACAGAAUAUAUCAGCUUUUACUUGUCUUCAACAAUAUUUUGUUGCAUCGACUAUUGUUGAUGGUGAACAACGAGCCAAUGAGUCUCUAACAUUUCUUAUUGAUCUUUUAAAACGUGGUUCGGGAAUUACAAAUGAUAUUCGAAAACAAAUUUUUCAUGCAUGUCAAUUAAUCGGUGUGAUAAAUAAGCAAGCACUUGAAACUAAACGAAAAGAUUUAGAAGCAUUCAAUUCAUUUCCUGAAUGUCGUACAUUAAUCGAUUUUAUUGAUGGAAAUAAAAUGAGUGAAGAAAAUCAAGCUGCAAUAAAUCGAACACGUGAAGAAAUUGUACAAAUGGAAAAACGUGUUGUCAAAACUGAGAAAGAUGUACAUCAUAUAACAAAUGUUGUUAAACGACAAGAAUUGAAAAUGCUGCAAUGUCAAUAUGAGCAACAACAGACUUCUUCAGCAUUAACCGAUCUAACAACGAGCAGUCAAAAUAAUCCUAGAACUAAUGAUGCUGCUAUUGCAUGGAUCGAUCGCAUUGAAUUGUCCCUUGACAGAAUAUUUCUUGAAUUACAAACAGUGACCAAUCUUGGUGCACAUGUCGAUUCUGUUGAUACACGUUUGAAUGAUGUCACCGAACAAGUACAAAUACAAGCACGAGAAAUUGAACGAAUCGAUGCAAAAACAUUGAGCUAUGUACCAGCUGAAUGGGGUAGUCAGGUAACAAAAUUAUUGAAUCAUCGAGCAAAUAACGAUUGGCGUUUACUUGGAAAACGUUUUGGUUAUUCGACAAGUGAAUUACGACAUUGGGCUCUUCAAGCUGAUCCAUCGAUGAGUUUAUUGAACGAAUGGUUUAUGACACAUAAAACUGAUGAAGCAACUUAUGGACUUGUUAAGAUGUUAGAUGAAAUCGGUCGACAAGAUGUUACAAAAAUUAUUCGAGAUGCAAUUUCAGCAGCCGGUCAACUCAUUCCUGAUGAUAUGCCUAUUGAAAUCAAACGUCUUCCACCUAUCUUUCUUUCAUAUCAAUGGGAAAGUCAAAAAGCUGUUCUAACACUCAAAACUCAUCUUGAAGAAGCUGGUUAUGCAUGUUGGAUGGAUAUUGGACAGAUGGGUGGUGGUGAUAAAUUAUUUGCUAAAAUUGAUGCUGGUAUUCGUGGAGCAAAAGUUGUUAUCUGUUGUAUGAAUUCAGCGUAUAAUCAAUCGGAUAAUUGUUUACGUGAGGUUCAUUUAUGUGUUAAUACAGGUAAACCAAUAAUUCCUUUACAAAUGGAAAAACAAACAUGGCCACCUGAAGGUGCUCUUGGUCCAAUCAUGAGUGAAUAUUUGUACAUUCGAUUUUAUGAUCGUAAAUCAAAUUCGGACAAUUAUUGGCCUGCAGAUAAAUUUACUGAACUUCUUGGUCAAAUUCGUUAUCAUAUAGCACCCGAUCCGGAUAUGAUCAGUGAACGAUAUAGUAAUUGGUUUGUACCACGUGUUGAUAAUUUGAUCUUUCUUCAACCAACAUCCAAUGACAAUAAGAAUAAACAAGUUGAAUUAAAAGAUGAUACUCCACUUGUUGUUACUCAUCCACAAGUAAUGAUUUCAUAUCAAUGGGAUCGUCAAACUGAUAUUGUUGCUCUAUACAAACGAUUGACACAAUUGGGCUAUCGUUGUUGGCUUGAUAUAUUUCAAAUGGGUGGUGGGGAUUCUCUAUUUGAAAAGAUCGAUACUGGAAUACGCAAUGCUAAAUGUGUACUUGCUUGUGUCACUCCAAAAUAUAUAAAAUCAAUCAAUUGUCGACGAGAAAUGUCAUUGGCUGAUGCACUUACUAAACCAAUUGUUCCAUUGUUACUUGAAGAUACAACUACAUGGCCACCAGCAGGUCCCAUGGCACUUGUUUUUACUGAAAAACCAUAUAUUGAUUUUCGUCAUCAAAAUGAAAAUAUUCCAGAUGGUCAAGAUAUAUGGUCAUUGAAACAAUUCGAACAAGUACUUGCUCGAUUGAAAAUAGCUGUACCCGAAGUUCAAACAGAAAAACCUCGAAAACAUUUACUCGAUAUGAAACGACCAACAACAGCAUUAGGACAUGUCGAACAUAAAAAACGACCAGCACGUAUUCGAAGUGCACCUAGUGUUCCACAGAGUCGAGCAUGUUCUAUCAUGUAA